AUGGCUCCCAUCAAAGUCGGCAUCGUCGGCUACGGCUUCUCCACCAAGUGCUUCCAUCUCCCCUUCAUCCUGCCCAACCCAGAACUCCAGGUGUACGCAUUCUUGCAACGGGCGGCCGCACCUAGCGCAGACGAUCCGUCUAUCCCGACGCCGCGAUGGGGUCACUGCACUAUCGACUUCCCGCAGGCCAAACACUAUCGCACCGCAGACGAGUUCUAUGCGGACAAUGACAUUGAGCUCGUUAUUGUAUGCACCGGCACCCACGAGGAGUUUGUGGAGAAGGCGAUUCUGGCUGGGAAGCAUGUUGUCGUCGAGAAACCCUUCGUCAACACGAGCGUUGAGGCGGACAGGCUCAUCGCCUUGGCCAAGGAGAAGGGUGUGAUUUUGACUGUGUUCCAAAACCGUCGAUUUGACAGCGACUUCCUCACCCUUCGCCAUCUCAACGAUGAGGGCGCUCUUGGCGACAUCUUGGAAGCGGAUAUCCACUUUGACUACCCCGAUCCCGGCUGGAUUUCCGGCUGGACGAAAAAGGAGUACAGCCCUGGUCAGGGCAUGACCUUUGGUCUCGGCACUCACACGCUUGACCAAGCCCUGUUCCUGUUUGGGACGCCUGCGUCGGUCACUGGCUUCCUCCGGUCCAACCGUGGCGUGGACAGCGACGUCGACGAUACCUUCACCAUUAUCUUGCAGUACUCCGGAGCGCAAAAGAACCUGUUGGUGACGGUCAAGACAGCCGUCGUGACCCACAUGCAAGACCAGCUGCGUCUGUUUGUCCGAGGCACCAAGGGGUCUUUCCUCAAGUUCGGCGUGGAUCCGCAGGAAGCCCAGGCGAUUGCCGCGCCAGGACAGCCAGCCACAAGCGCCGAGUAUGGCGUUGAGAGCGAGCGUAUCUGGGGCACGUUGACGACCAAAACGGAGUUCGAUCCCAAGAUCCAAAAGUACGAUGAGGAGAGCCAGAGGUACACCGGCAAGUACCCAAGCAUUCCUGGCCGAUACCGGAGCUACUACGAGAAUGUGUCGGCCGCCAUCUUGGGACGGGAGGAGAUCUUUGUCAAGCCGGAGACAUCGAGAGACGGCCUUCGCAUCAUUGAGCUGGCUAGGGAGUCGCAGGAGAGGGGCGCUACUAUCGCGUGGCACUAG
This is a messenger RNA of Dichotomopilus funicola, 1140 nucleotides long. RefSeq lists its product as uncharacterized. The coding region runs from base 1 to 1140 and encodes 379 amino acids. The record is from RefSeq and is a predicted model, not a curated record. Lineage: Eukaryota; Fungi; Ascomycota; Sordariomycetes; Sordariales; Chaetomiaceae. Gene Ontology annotation, molecular function: nucleotide binding. The transcript is spliced from 5 exons.